AUGCUCACAAACAAUGGUUCCAUCUUCAUGCCCUCCAUACUAACAUUAGUUGGAAUUCCUGGCCUGGAGUCAGUACAGUGUUGGAUUGGAAUUCCAUUCUGUGUCAUGUACAUCAUUGCUGUGAUUGGGAAUUCUGUUAUCUUAGCUACAAUCAAAUCUGAGAACAGUCUUCAUAAACCCAUGUACAUUUUUUUGGCUAUGUUGGGAGCCACCGAUAUUGCACUUAGCACUUGUAUUCUUCCCAAAAUGUUAGGCAUAUUCUGGUUUCAUUUGUCAGAGAUUCAUUUUGAAGCCUGCCUGCUGCAAAUGUGGCUGAUUCACUCAUUUCAGGCAAUUGAAUCAGGUGUCCUUCUGGCAAUGGCCCUGGACCGCUAUGUGGCCAUUUGUGCCCCCUUGAGACAUACCACCAUCUUCUCACAACAACUUUUAACUCAGAUUGCAAUUGGAAUAACACUCAGGGCUGCCAUUCUUGUAACACCAACACUGGUACUUGUCAAAUACCGCCUUAAACACUACAGAACUACAGUCAUCUCUCACUCUUACUGUGAACACAUGGCCCUUGUGAAGUUAGCUGUUGAAGAUACUCGGAUCAACAAGAUAUGUGGCCUAUUUGUUGCCUUCACUAUCCUAGGGUUUGACAUAAUUUUUAUCACCUUAUCCUAUGUUCAGAUUUUCAUCACUGUCUUUCAACUGCCCCAGAAGGAGGCACGACUCAAGGCCUUCAAUACAUGCAUUGCCCACAUCUGUGUCUUCCUUCAGUUUUACCUUCUUGCCUUUUUCUCUUUCUUCACCCAUAGGUUUGGCUCUCACAUACCACCAUAUGUUCAUAUCCUUUUGUCAAACCUUUACCUGUUAGUCCCACCAUUUCUCAACCCUAUUGUCUACGGGGUGAAGACCAAACAAAUUCGUGAUCAUGUCCUGAAAGUAUUAUUCUCUAUAAAAGCUUCUUGA
Messenger RNA from Chrysochloris asiatica (Cape golden mole), 951 nucleotides. Its product is annotated as olfactory receptor 52A5-like. Gene Ontology annotation, biological process: G protein-coupled receptor signaling pathway. The record is from RefSeq and is a predicted model, not a curated record. Gene Ontology annotation, cellular component: membrane. Gene Ontology annotation, molecular function: olfactory receptor activity; G protein-coupled receptor activity. The coding region runs from base 1 to 951 and encodes 316 amino acids. NCBI's taxonomy places the organism in Eukaryota, Metazoa, Chordata, Mammalia, Afrosoricida, Chrysochloridae. The transcript has a single exon.